This is a messenger RNA of Colletotrichum godetiae, 1380 nucleotides long. Its product is annotated as putative methyltransferase-domain-containing protein. Gene Ontology annotation, cellular component: tRNA methyltransferase complex. Lineage: Eukaryota; Fungi; Ascomycota; Sordariomycetes; Glomerellales; Glomerellaceae. The transcript has 4 exons. Bases 132 to 995 code for a protein of 287 amino acids. Gene Ontology annotation, molecular function: tRNA (guanine(46)-N7)-methyltransferase activity. Gene Ontology annotation, biological process: tRNA methylation; RNA (guanine-N7)-methylation. The record is from RefSeq and is a predicted model, not a curated record.
AUGCAUCACCGCCCGCUCGCAUCGCAGCUUUUUGAUUUUCAGGCGGCCAAUUGUGCACCUUGAUCGCAUAUCAGACGAUUCCCCAUCCAAGCCAUCUCUCUACCCAGAGACAGCUUGAUUGUCGACCGACCAUGAGUAGACCGGAAAAGAAAAACAAAACCACAAAGCGCGAAGAGUAUCGCAAUGCGCGCAACCAAGAUGGCGUGGCUGAACUGCCCAAAAAGAAGUUCUAUCGCCAACGCGCUCAUGCAAACCCCUUCUCGGACCAUCAAUUAGUCUACCCGGCCAGUCCAGACUCCAUGAACUGGACGCAGUACUAUCCCGCAUUCGCAGCCAAUGACGAGACUCCCUCUACCGAUCCCACACUUACGGAGCCCACGAUCUUAGAUGCUUCGAAGCCGAAAACUCGCAGUCUGACGAAGGACGUGGAGGUUGUUGACAUUGGCUGCGGCUUUGGUGGCUUGACCGUAGCUCUGUCACCGAUCCUCCCAGAGACGCUCAUCCUCGGCCUCGAAAUCCGCACUUCGGUUACAGAAUAUGUCCAGGAGCGCAUCAAGGCCCUCAGAGUCCAGAACCAGGACACUGGCGGCUACCAGAACAUCAGCUGCCUGCGCGCCAAUAGCAUGAAGUUCCUCCCCAACUUUUUCAAAAAGGCACAGCUUUCCAAGAUCUUCAUCUGCUUCCCCGAUCCGCACUUCAAGGCACGGAAACACAAGGCCAGAAUCGUAUCCACAACGCUCAACUCCGAAUAUGCCUUUGCGCUGCGCCCGGGAGGCAUCGUGUACACUAUUACCGACGUCGAACCCCUGCAUCAGUGGAUGGUGGGCCACUUCAAUGCCCAUCCCGCAUUCGAGCGUGUGUCGGAGGAGGAGCAGGAAGCGGAUGAGUGUGUCAAAGUGAUGGCGUCCGAGACGGAGGAGAGCAAGAAAGUGACGCGGAAUCAGGGUCAGAAGCACAUUGCGCUUUUCCGCAGGCUGGAGGAUCCUCCAUGGUGAAUGGCAACGACUCGACCAGAGUGUUGGCGGCAUGGCUCUCUAGUAAGAGAGACAUUGGUGCUUAGUCUCGCAAGAGUUCAAAUAAUACCCCCUUUUUCGUGUCGUAGACUCUCAGAGACAACUAUAUCGUGCCUCGGUCGCAGUAGAGUCAUGAAAUUCAGUGUAGGUAUGACAUUCAAGAGGAUCAGGCUACUGCUUUCGACAGGCCUCCACGCUUGGCCCUGACUAUGGUACCUUAAAGGUUGUUUCCAAUGUGUUCAGUCCCUCACUGUCAUAAUUUUAUGCCACAGCACGAAUUCCCGGAUAGUUGCAUGUAUCUAUCUCUAUGAACAACGCAACCCAUACACCCAUGGUAGGUACCUUUCCGGUAGUAAGUGUAGGCAAG